Entrophospora candida is the source of this 1037-nucleotide messenger RNA. NCBI's taxonomy places the organism in Eukaryota, Fungi, Glomeromycota, Glomeromycetes, Entrophosporales, Entrophosporaceae. The record is from the annotation of a GenBank genome assembly.
UUAAAAGAGUUAGAAGACUUAAUAAUAUUUCACAAUAUGAAAAUAACGAAAAUGAUGAAAAUGUAGAAUAUUUUGAAUAUGUAGAAUAUGAUGAUGAGGAAAUAAUAGAUGCGGAUAAUGAAGAAGUAAUUUUAGAAGAUGAUGAAAAUGAAUAUAUCGAUUUUGAACCGCAAGAAACAAACUAUGAAAAUCAAGUAUUCUUAGAAUCGAUUAAAUAUAUAAUAUCAUCAUUAAUUCCACAAUGUCCAAAAGAAAUUCUUUCAGAGAUAUAUUCAUUUAUUAGAAAAUUAUUUCCAGAAAUGGAAAACACGUUCCACUCAUAUUAUACUAAAAAUUAUUCUAGUAAAGCAAGAGAUAUGGUAUGGAAAAAUCUUAUUAAGAAAUAUCAAUUUAUUUUAGUACCGUUGAUUUAUAUUAUUAAUAGUCAUAAAGAAAGCCAGGAAUCCAUUAAUGAUAAUCGUUCUUUAAACCAUGCAAUAAAAUUAUAUCAAGAAGCAGAAUUAAUUCGAGAUUGGCCUAAUCCUUUAGAAAUUAAUUUCCUGCAAAUAAAAGAACCUAACAACUAUGCAACUAUUCCAUGUAAAAUAUACGAUUUAGAAAUACCUCAUGCCUUACUUGAUACGGGUUCUGAUGGUUCACAUCUUUCUAAAAAUAUUGCCGAUCAUAUUGAAAAAUAUUUUGAUUUAAAAUUAGAUAAAAAAAAGACUUAUAGACUUUCAGGGGCGGUUGGAGAAAAACAAUAUAUAGGAACAUUUCACGAUAUUCCAAUAACUAUAGGUAUAGGAAAUGAUACUUUAACUAUUUCAGAUGAAUUUUCAGUUCUUCCAACGGAAAAAGAUCAUAAUGGUAAAGAUAUAUCAUUAUUUAUUCUUGGUACCAAAUGGCAACAUUGUGCCGGAUGGGAGCCAAUAGUAAAAGGCGAAUUUAAAGCUUCUUGCAAUGGAAAAAUCAUUACUAUUCCACUUUCAGUUCAUAAACCUCAGCAAAAUGUUUUUAGCAAGGCUAGCUUAAAUAAUACAGAAAAAAAAAAUGCGUAA